UGGUCAAGAACCGUCGCAAGUUUAUCGUACCCUUUUUCUAAAAUGUAUUGAAUUUCGACAUACAGCAUUACGGCAAUACAGCGUAUAAAAGUAAAAAAUCCUACUACCUACAUUUAAUCUACUCAGACAAUUCUGUGCUACUAUCUAGAUUUUUACGUUUCACAUUAUGCACUAGACUACCUAUUCAGUAAUAGAUCUUUUUAAAUUAUAAAUUUAAAAAUUAAAAAUUAAUUAACCAGAUAAAUGUAUAAUAAUAUUAAUAUCUAAAAACAUUUAUUUUUAUAUAUAAUAGUAACUAAUAAUAAGAACCAAUAAGAAACUAGUCAAAUCCAAUCUGUAACAUUUUGAUGAUAACCGAGAAUAUUGUCGAUCGUUUCCGAAAUAAAACAACAAAUCCCCGAGUUCCUGAUCGUCGUACCUACAAUAAUAACAGCGUAAUCCUACUUUAAUACGCUACGGCAACUUAUAUUAGAUAACAGUAAAUUUGUCUCAUAUAAAAAUUAAGUUAAGAACUAUCUAAAUGAUGGCAAGGAAACGACGUAGUACAACAGAAAUAAAUACAGCUGAAAAUGCUUCGGUUCCAAAACGUCGUUAUACUAGUGCACAAAGAACUCAUCUUGAAGAAAUGAUUGUUUUUAAUCAUAAAAAAUGUCUUUCGUGGUAUCAUAAAUAUACAAAUGAUGUCGGCGAACUAGGACCCGAAGGCAUGGAAAAAUUUUGUAUGGAUAUCGGGGUUGACCCAGAAGAUUUAGUAAUGCUUGUUUUGGCUUGGAAAAUGAGUGCUAAAUCAAUGGGCUAUUUCACAAGUGCUGAAUGGUUAAAGGGUCUUACAGAAUUACAGUGUGAUUCAGUUAAAAAACUUCAAAGUAAAUUGGAAUCUUUGAGGUUGUGUUUCAAUGAUCCAUUAGCAUUCAAAAGUAUAUAUAGAUAUGCAUAUGAUUUUGCAAGAGAUAAAGAUCAACGUAGUAUGGACAUAGAAACUGCAAAAUUAAUGCUAAAUUUAUUGCUUGGAAAACAAUGGAAACUUUACACUUUAUUUGCUAAAUUUAUAGAUCAAUCCAAAUAUAGAGUUAUUAAUAAAGACCAAUGGUGCAAUAUAUUAGAAUUUUCACGAUCUAUCACUACAGAUUUGGCAAAUUAUGACAUAGACGGAGCAUGGCCUGUUAUGUUAGACGAGUUUGUGGACUGGAUAAAAAAUAGUAACAGCUGAAAUUAUGAAGAGGAUUGCCUACCAGGAUUAGUUACUGGAACAAUAUAAGUUAAAUACCAUUUAAUAAAACUGAAUCGAUCUCUUGUAUGCUUUUCCAAUUUCCAUAUAAAUAAAUUUUUAAUUUCAGUAAUAUUUCAAAAAUACAGUACAUGAUACAAAUCACUUUUUUUCAAGUCUUCUAUUAAAAAUAUUUUUUAUACAUAUUUAUAUAGUAUAUUAAUAUGAAUAAUUAUAAUAAAAUCAUUCACACAAAUA
Metopolophium dirhodum (rose-grain aphid) is the source of this 1465-nucleotide messenger RNA. It is a transcript of the gene SCCRO4, whose product is annotated as DCN1-like protein 4. The coding region runs from base 521 to 1210 and encodes 229 amino acids. The transcript has 7 exons. The record is from RefSeq and is a predicted model, not a curated record. Lineage: Eukaryota; Metazoa; Arthropoda; Insecta; Hemiptera; Aphididae. Gene Ontology annotation, biological process: protein neddylation; positive regulation of ubiquitin-protein transferase activity. Gene Ontology annotation, cellular component: ubiquitin ligase complex. Gene Ontology annotation, molecular function: cullin family protein binding; ubiquitin conjugating enzyme binding; ubiquitin-like protein binding.